Rotaria sp. Silwood1 is the source of this 243-nucleotide messenger RNA. NCBI's taxonomy places the organism in Eukaryota, Metazoa, Rotifera, Eurotatoria, Philodinida, Philodinidae. The record is from the annotation of a GenBank genome assembly.
AUGUCAUCAACAUCAUCAUCCCAAACUCUAUCAUCAACAUCAGUUCAACAUUCGAAUGAACUUAUUGAUUUAACAUCAUGUUCAACAAAUCCAACAAGUUUUGCACCUUUACAUCGUACAGUUGAAUUAGAAAAUCUUCAUGAUUUUAUUAAAAAUGAUGAAAAACAAAUAACAAUUACAACAAAAAAAACUUUAACAAAAUGUAUGACUGUCAUUGGUGAUGGAAGUGACAAACAGAUUUAA